AUGUCGCACACAGACCGAGAGAACAGUCAUAGUUGCGCUGGCAAAGGGACAUUCUCUUUUCUCCAAUUACCCGCCGAAGUCCGUGACAUGAUCUACCAUCACUGUCUUACCUCUGAAACGAUCGUACCCCGAUACAGCGCUUGGACCAAAAGAUGGACACCGAUCGAUCUUCUCUACGUCAAUCGAACAAUCUACAACGAAGCCUUCUUUCAUCUCUACACCAAGGGAGAGUUCGUCUUAGUGAUCAGACCUGAAAGUCUCUUCGCCCUAGCUUCAUGUUGGGCGACGAACGACAUCAGUGCGAGCGUCGGUCUUGAACUGUUCUUCAAGAGCGAAAAGAUCCUGGAUCUCAUCAGGCACAUCGGUCUGAAAAUCCACUGGCCGUCCGUCCAGUAUUCUACGCUCAUGGACCGCAAACUUAGUAGGCGUGCACCGACAACAGAAAAUAUGCUCAAACGAACAAUACGCACAACGGGAGCCAUGCUUUCGGAACUUCCCGCGCUACGUACCAUCGACGUAUCGUGGUAUCACAUGACCGUGUGCCCGUGGGAGUUGGCAAAAGUCGCACCCCCGGACUACAAGAUUCCGGUUUGGUUGCGGGGACUCAAACAGGUUCGGCGGGAGAAUGAGAAGGUGCUCAUCAGGAUGCCGUCGACGGGUCCGGUAUCGACGGAAGAGCUUGCGCAGGGGCAGGGAGAUAGGGACGAGUUGGCGAAUCUUUUGAAGGAGGUCAGGGAGGAUCUUCAGGAGCUGAAGGGGUGUCUGCAGGAACGGCUCCACUGA
Letharia columbiana is the source of this 783-nucleotide messenger RNA. RefSeq lists its product as uncharacterized. The coding region runs from base 1 to 783 and encodes 260 amino acids. Lineage: Eukaryota; Fungi; Ascomycota; Lecanoromycetes; Lecanorales; Parmeliaceae. The transcript has a single exon. The record is from RefSeq and is a predicted model, not a curated record.